Molecule: messenger RNA, 464 nt
Organism: Limulus polyphemus (Atlantic horseshoe crab)
Lineage: Eukaryota; Metazoa; Arthropoda; Merostomata; Xiphosura; Limulidae
Gene: Cby
Product: protein chibby homolog 1-like
Exons: 4
Coding region: 48-464 (138 amino acids)
Source: RefSeq, a predicted model, not a curated record
AGUUUUGUUUUUAUUCAAAAACAUCUACUAGUUUCUUCUUCUGGAAAAUGCCUCUUCUUGGAAAUAAAUUCUCUCCAAAAAGGACAACUCCACGAAAAUCAUCAUCUCUCUCUAAUAUUACCCAUGAUUUAGAUCCUGCAUACAUUCAAGAAGAAUUGGGUGUUAACUAUGGACCAAUUAAGCUACAGCUUGGAAAUCAGUUGGCUAAAUUUGUAAAUGGCCAGUGGAUUAUAGAUUCAAAAAGGUCAAAUGCAUCGUUAAAAGAAACAGAAGAAUUGAAACAACAAAAUAAACAACUAAUUGAAGAAAACAAUUUACUGAAGUACAAGUUAGAAAUUAUGUUAGACCUGCUCACAGAAAAAACACUUGAACUUCAUCUGCAAGAGAAUGAAAUAGAAGAGUCAACAAAAAGAAGAUUAAUGGAACAAAGUAAAUCGCAGAGUAUGUUAAACAGAAUAAAAUAA